AUGUCUGCAGAAGGUACAGAGGACUGGAAUCAGGCCAUGCUGGGUGUCCAGGAGUUGCCUUUGUCCCAUGAUGGUAUCCACAGCGUCACCGCUCUCUGCACUCUACGCGUGACCAUCAUUACAGAUGACAUGCUGACCAACAGCAUCACCGUCCGCCUGGAGAACAUGUCACAGGAGAAGUUCCUGUCCCCACUGCUAUCCCUCUUUGUAGAAGGGGUGGCCACGGUACUGUCCACCACCAAGGAUGACAUCUUCGUCUUCAACAUCCAGAACGACACGGACGUCAGCUCCAACAUCCUGAACGUGACCUUCUCGGCACUGCUCCCCGGGGGCGCCCGUGGCCGGUUCUUCCCAUCCGAGGACCUGCAGGAGCAGAUCUACCUGAACCGGACACUGCUGACCACCAUCUCUGCCCAGCGCGUGCUGCCCUUCGAUGACAACAUCUGCCUGAGGGAGCCAUGCGAGAACUACAUGAAGUGCGUGUCCGUGCUCAGGUUCGACAGUUCGGCACCCUUCAUUAGUUCCACCACGGUGCUGUUCCGGCCCAUCCAUCCUAUCACGGGCCUGCGCUGCCGCUGCCCACCAGGCUUCACCGGAGACUACUGUGAGACUGAAAUUGACCUUUGCUACUCCAACCCGUGUGGGGCCAAUGGCCGGUGCCGGAGUCGUGAGGGUGGCUACACUUGCGAGUGCUUUGAGGACUUCACAGGGGAGCAUUGCCAGGUGAACGUUCGCUCAGGCCGCUGUGCCAGCGGGGUGUGCAAAAACGGGGGCACCUGCGUGAACCUGCUCAUCGGAGGCUUCCACUGUGUGUGCCCGCCCGGCGAGUAUGAGCACCCGUACUGUGAAGUGAGCACCAGGAGCUUCCCACCCCAGUCCUUCGUUACCUUCCGGGGCCUGCGGCAGCGCUUCCAUUUUACCGUCUCCCUUGCGUUUGCCACCCAGGACAGGAACGCCCUGCUGCUCUACAACGGCCGCUUCAACGAGAAGCAUGACUUCAUCGCCCUGGAGAUUGUGGAGGAGCAGCUGCAGCUCACGUUCUCAGCAGGUGAGACCACAACGACGGUGACACCGCAGGUUCCUGGAGGUGUGAGUGACGGGCGGUGGCAUUCGGUGCUGGUGCAGUACUACAACAAGCCCAACAUUGGCCACCUGGGCCUGCCCCAUGGGCCAUCUGGAGAGAAGGUGGCUGUGGUGACCGUGGAUGACUGUGACGCAGCCGUGGCCGUGCACUUUGGAAGUUACGUUGGGAACUAUAGCUGUGCUGCCCAGGGCACUCAGAGCGGCUCCAAGAAGUCACUGGAUCUGACUGGUCCUCUGCUUCUGGGUGGUGUCCCCAACCUGCCGGAAGAUUUCCCCGUGCAUAGCCGGCAGUUUGUGGGAUGCAUGCGAAACCUGUCCAUCGAUGGCCGGAUCGUGGAUAUGGCUGCGUUUAUUGCCAACAAUGGCACCAGGGCAGGCUGUGCUUCUCAGAGGAACUUCUGCGAUGGGACCUUGUGCCAGAACGGGGGCACCUGUGUGAACAGGUGGAACACGUACUUAUGUGAGUGCCCCCUCCGCUUUGGUGGAAAGAACUGUGAACAAGUUAUGCCACACCCGCAGCGCUUCACUGGUGAGAGCAUCGUGUCAUGGAGUGACCUCGACAUCACCAUCUCUGUGCCUUGGUACCUGGGGCUCAUGUUCCGGACGCGGAAGGAGGAUGGCGUGCUGAUGGAAGCCACAGCUGGCACAUCUUCCAAGCUCCAUCUCCAGAUUCUCAACAGCUACAUCCGAUUCGAGGUCUCCCACGGCCCCUCUGACGUGGCAUCCAUGCAGCUGUCCAAGACCCGCGUGACUGAUGGGGGAUGGCAUCACCUGCUCAUAGAGCUGAGGAGUGCCAAGGAGGGCAAGGACAUCAAAUACCUGGCAAUCAUGACCUUGGACUAUGGGAUGGACCAGAGCACAGUGCAGAUUGGGAACCAGCUUCCUGGGUUGAAGAUGCGGACUAUUGUCAUCGGAGGUGUGUCUGAGGACAAGGUGUCUGUCCGCCAUGGUUUCCGAGGUUGUAUGCAGGGCGUGAGGGUGGGAGAGACAUCCACCAACAUUGCCACCCUGAACAUGAAUGACGCCCUCAAGGUCAGAGUGAAGGACGGCUGUGACGUGGAGGACCCAUGUGCCUCAAGCCCCUGCCCUCCGCAUAGCCACUGCCGUGACACAUGGGACAGCUACUCCUGCAUCUGUGACAGAGGGUACUUUGGAAAAAAGUGUGUGGACGCAUGCCUCCUGAACCCCUGCAAGCAUGUGGCAGCCUGUGUGCGCUCCCCAAACACCCCUCGAGGCUACUCCUGCCAGUGUGGGCCCGGCCACUAUGGACAGUAUUGUGAGAACAAAGUCGACCUUCCUUGCCCCAAAGGCUGGUGGGGGAACCCGGUGUGUGGCCCCUGUCACUGUGCUGUCAGUCAAGGCUUUGAUCCCGACUGCAACAAGACCAAUGGCCAAUGCCAGUGCAAGGAGAAUUACUACAAGCCCCCAGCCCAGGAUGCUUGCCUUCCCUGUGACUGUUUCCCCCACGGCUCCCACAGCCGUGCCUGCGACAUGGACACUGGGCAGUGUGCCUGCAAGCCUGGUGUCAUCGGCCGUCAGUGCAACCGCUGCGAUAAUCCUUUUGCUGAGGUCACCUCACUUGGCUGUGAAGUGAUCUACAAUGGGUGUCCCAGAGCAUUUGAGGCUGGCAUCUGGUGGCCACAGACGAAAUUUGGGCAGCCAGCAGCAGUGCCAUGUCCCAAAGGAUCAGUGGGUAACGCAGUUCGUCACUGCAGCGGGGAGAAGGGCUGGCUUCCCCCAGAGCUCUUCAACUGCACCUCGGGCUUCUUUGUGGAUCUCAAGGCCAUGAAUGAGAAGCUGAGCCGCAAUGAGACAAGGAUGGAUGGAAACAGGUCCCUGCGGCUUGCAAAGGCACUGAGGAAUGCCACACAGAGGAACAGCACGCUCUUUGGCAAUGACGUGCGCACAGCCUACCAACUGCUGGCCCGCAUCUUACAGCAUGAGAGCCAGCAGCAGGGCUUUGACUUGGCAGCCACUCGUGAGGCUAAUUUCCACGAGGAUGUCGUCCACACGGGCAGCUCCCUCCUGGCCCCAGCCACAGAGGCAGCCUGGGAACAGAUCCAGCGAAGCGAGGCUGGUGCUGCCCAGCUGCUGAGGCAUUUUGAGGCGUACUUCAGCAACAUGGCACGGAAUGUGAAGAGGACCUACCUGAGGCCCUUCAUCAUCGUCACCGACAACAUGAUUCUUGCAGUUGACAUCUUCGACAAGCUUAACUUCACCGGUGCCCAGGUGCCAAGGUUCCAGGACGUUCAGGAAGAGUUCCCAAGGGAGUUGGAGUCCUCCGUGUCCUUCCCAGCUGACACUUUCAAGCCACCAGAGAAAAAAGAAGGCCCCAUGGUGAGGCUGACCAGCCGGAGGACUGCCCCCCUCACAGCACAACCAGAGCCCAGGACUGAGAGGGAAACAUCAUUCAGCAGACAGAGGAGACACCCCGAUGAGCCCGGCCAGUUUGCUGUUGCUCUGGUUGUCAUUUACCGGACCCUGGGUCAGCUGCUGCCUGAACACUAUGACCCCGACCACCGCAGCCUCCGAUUGCCUAACCGGCCUGUCAUCAACACCCCGGUGGUGAAUGCUAUGGUCUACAGUGAGGGGACCCCAUUCCCCAGCUCUCUGCAAAGGCCUGUCCUGGUGGAGUUCUCUCUGUUGGAGACUGAGGAACGAAGCAAGCCUGUCUGUGUAUUCUGGAACCACUCCCUCGACAUCGGCGGGACUGGAGGAUGGUCAGCCAAGGGCUGUGAACUACUGUCGAGGAACCGGACCCACGUCACAUGUCAGUGUAGCCAUUCGGCCAGCUGUGCGGUGCUCAUGGACAUUUCCAGACGUGAGCAUGGGGAGGUUCUGCCUCUGAAGAUCAUCACCUAUGCCGCCCUGUCCUUGUCUCUGGUGGCCCUCCUGGUGUCCUUCAUCCUGCUCUCCCUCGUCCGGACACUGCGCUCCAACCUGCACAGCAUCCACAAGAACCUCAUUGCGGCUCUAUUCUUCUCCCAGCUCAUCUUCCUGGUCGGGAUCAACCAGACUGAGAACCCGUUUCUCUGCACAGUGGUCGCCAUCCUCCUGCACUAUGUCUCCAUGGGCACCUUCGCCUGGACCCUGGUGGAGAACUUGCACGUCUACCGCAUGCUGACCGAAGUGCGCAACAUCGACACGGGGCCCAUGCGUUUCUACCAUGUGGUGGGCUGGGGCAUCCCCGCCAUUGUCACAGGACUAGCUGUUGGCUUGGACCCUCAGGGCUAUGGAAACCCUGACUUCUGCUGGCUGUCCCUUCAGGAUACCCUAAUCUGGAGCUUUGCUGGGCCUGUCGGAACAGUUGUAAUUAUCAACACGGUCAUCUUUGUCCUGUCUGCAAAGGUUUCCUGCCAAAGAAAGCACCAUUAUUAUGAAAGAAAGGGGGUUGUCUCCAUGCUGAGGACUGCCUUCCUCCUGCUGCUGCUUGUCACCGCCACCUGGCUGCUGGGACUACUGGCGGUAAACAGUGACACUCUGAUCUUUCACUACCUCUUUGCGGCCUUCAGCUGCUUGCAGGGCAUCUUUGUCCUCCUGUUCCACUGUGUGACCCACAGAGAGGUGAGGAAGCACCUGAGGGCAGUGCUGGCCGGGAAGAAGCUGCACCUGGAUGACUCAGCUACCACAAGGGCCACUCUGCUAACGCGCUCCCUCAACUGCAACAACACCUACAGCGAAGGACCAGACAUGCUCCGCACCGGCCUGGGCGAGUCCACGGCCUCUCUGGACAGCACCACCAGGGAUGAAGGGGUCCAGAAACUCAGUGUGUCCUCUGGACCAGCACGUGGUAACCAUGGAGAACCAGAUUCGUCCUUCAUCCCUAGGAACUCCAAGAAAGCUCAUGGCCCUGACUCUGACUCUGAUAGUGAGCUGUCCCUGGAUGAGCACAGUAGUUCCUACGCUUCUUCACACACGUCAGACAGUGAGGACGAUGGAGGAGAAGCUGAAGACAAGUGGAAUCCAGCCGGUGGCCCUGCCCACAGCACCCCAAAAGAUGCUCUAGCCAACCAUGUCCCAGCUGGCUGGCCCGAUGAGAGUCUGGCUGGGAGUGACAGUGAGGAGUUGGACACAGAGCCCCACCUGAAGGUGGAGACCAAGGUCAGCGUGGAGUUACACCGGCAGGCGCAGGGCAAUCACUAUGGCGACCGGGCCUCUGACCUGGAAAGUGGGGUCCUGGCUAAGCCAGUGGCCGUGCUUAGCAGCCAGCCCCAGGAGCAGCGGAAAGGCAUCCUGAAAAACAAAGUCACCUACCCACCACCAUUACCAGAGCAGCCACUGAAGUGCCGGCUGCGAGAGAAGCUGGCUGACUGUGAGCAGAGCCCUACGUCCUCCCGCACAUCCUCCCUUGGCUCUGGUGAUGGUGUUCAUGCCACCGACUGUGUCAUUACCAUCAAGACUCCAAGGAGGGAGCCAGGCCGUGAGCAUCUCAACGGUGUGGCCAUGAAUGUACGCACAGGGAGUGCCCAGGCUGAUGGAUCUGACUCAGAAGGCAGUAAUGAAACUUCAAUUUGAACCAUCAGGAAACCACACGGCACAGUCAACCUCACAGACUGCCAGUCAAGCCCUCAGACCUUGAAGCCUGGGACUGCUGCCUAUGGGGCAAGCAGCCCC
Rattus rattus (black rat) is the source of this 5697-nucleotide messenger RNA. It is a transcript of the gene Celsr1, whose product is annotated as cadherin EGF LAG seven-pass G-type receptor 1. Gene Ontology annotation, biological process: G protein-coupled receptor signaling pathway; cell-cell adhesion; cell surface receptor signaling pathway. The coding region runs from base 1 to 5598 and encodes 1865 amino acids. Gene Ontology annotation, cellular component: membrane. Gene Ontology annotation, molecular function: calcium ion binding; G protein-coupled receptor activity. The transcript is spliced from 35 exons. The record is from RefSeq and is a predicted model, not a curated record. NCBI's taxonomy places the organism in Eukaryota, Metazoa, Chordata, Mammalia, Rodentia, Muridae.